Messenger RNA from Oreochromis niloticus (Nile tilapia), 3594 nucleotides. RefSeq names its product cAMP responsive element binding protein 3-like 3a (gene creb3l3a). The record is from RefSeq and is a predicted model, not a curated record. NCBI's taxonomy places the organism in Eukaryota, Metazoa, Chordata, Actinopteri, Cichliformes, Cichlidae. The transcript has 10 exons. The coding region runs from base 289 to 1575 and encodes 428 amino acids. Gene Ontology annotation, biological process: regulation of transcription by RNA polymerase II. Gene Ontology annotation, cellular component: nucleus. Gene Ontology annotation, molecular function: RNA polymerase II cis-regulatory region sequence-specific DNA binding; DNA-binding transcription factor activity, RNA polymerase II-specific.
GUUCACAUCUAACUGGUGACUUCAUUUCUUCUCUCCCGUCUUCUAUCUAGGUAGCUGUGUACUAUUAACUACCAAUAAGAUUACUAAUAUAUCCUCUGAGGGCCAAUAAGGACAAAGCAAUCUAGUCAGCUGGGUGUGUUGAGUUGGAGUUUACACUUUGGACCCCAGAAGAGCUGAGAGAUACAGAGCAGACUCUUCAGAAACGGAGACCUCGGAGUAAAUUAGAUAUUUGUUUGAGUUGCAGUUGUUUUGACAGCUUCUUUGGUGUGCCACUCAAGCAGGAAAAUUAUGGAGCAUUACCCGGAUCAGGGUUGUGAUGGCCUUGAGCUGCUUGACUGGCUAUUUGAUCAAAAUAAUGGUAUUCUCCGUCACGAAGAACCAGGACAACACACUUGGCCAAUCCAGGACCCAAAUCAGAUGUUGCAGCCACCCGAACAGCCAAACGAUGAUUUUCUCAAUGCGCUCCUGCGUGGCGGUGAUUCUGUGUCAGCCUCUCCGCUCUGGUCACCAUCUCACAGUGACAGUGGGAUCAGUGAGGACCCUCCAUCAGACCAGAUGGACAGUCCUCAGCGCCCUGAAAGCCCACCCGGGGAUUCCCAUUUCUUUGGUACAAGACCACUAACCAAGGCGGCCCUGGAAGCCAAUGUCCCCGCUGACUUCAGUGGCUGGAAGCUCGGCUUUCAAAUGGGCAAGACGAGGAUUACACAGCCUUCUGAUGUGCAUACAUCACAGCUUUCCUCUAGCUUCCCCCUAACUGUCAAAGAUCUGCUAUUGUCGGGCACGUCUGAGCCAGUCCCACAGCCGUCCCAAAAGUCCAUUCAAGAGCUGGUUCUCAAUGAAGAUGAGAAGAAGCUUUUAGCAAAGGAGGGAGUCACUCUGCCCACCCAGCUGCCUCUCACAAAGUAUGAAGAAAGGAUUCUGAAGAAAAUACGCAGAAAAAUUCGCAACAAGCAGUCGGCCCAGGAGAGCAGAAAGAAGAAAAAGGAGUACAUCGAUGGGCUGGAAAGCAGGAUGGUUGCCUGCAGUACACACAACCAAGAGCUACAGAGAAAAGUGUCCCAGCUGGAGAAAUGCAACAUGUCACUAAUGGAACAGCUGCGCAGGCUGCAGGCCCUGGUCAUGAAUACAUCGAAUAAGCCAGCCCAGACUGGGACAUGUGUACUGGUGCUCGUGCUGUCCUUCUCCCUAAUACUGUUCCCAAGCCUCAAGCCCUUAUCUGACUCCAAAGUCAGCCAAGGAGACUUCACUCCAGUCAGAAUCCAGUCACGGUCCCUGCAGAACCUUCAGGCUUCCCGCGUGCUCCAUGUCACUGAAUCCCCAUUCUUCACCGAGGAUGAAUCAGAGCCUCUGCACCGGCAUUACCCAGAAGACCCGGGAUUGGAAGAUUUGACCGCACUGAUGGAGAAGAUGGCAGUAGACCAAGAACAAUCCACUUUGGAGUCCGUGUCUCUCAACAGCAGUCAGGAAGACAAAAACGGUCAUUUCCAUGUAGACCCAAUUACUGGUCACAUCGCUUCUGUGACCUUGAAUCCCCAUCGCUCUGCCAGGUUACAACCACACGCUGAUGGUAUGUAAGAAAGAAAGGAAGCAAAAUUUUCAAAUUAUCCUACUCCUAAUGGUAGAGCAGGGGAUUAUCAGGGGCUGUUGUUUACACAAAGGGAAAUUGGGUUUUAAUCAUUCCCAUUUUGUCUUUAAUACUUAUGUAGCCUGUAUGCUUUUUUUCUACUUGUGAUACUGUUUUAUAUCAGUGUUUGGAUUUGAAUCCCUACUGAAAUUUCUUUUUCUGUGUAUGCCUUGCCUUUGAUGAAAUGCCAGUGUAAAUUGCUGUUUGAGAAUGUCAAAAAAUGUGGUGAAUAGAGCCGUGAUUACGUGUAUAGUUUUGAUCAUAAUGAAUGAUUUUUGAAAUGUUAAAGGAUUUUCAAAGCAUGUUUUCUCCGAAGAGUUGAUUGCAGCAGUUUGGAUUUAUUCAUGGAUUAAACAUCCUAAAGUAAAAAAAAAAUUUUAAAUAACACAACAAAAUCAGUGGUUUGAAUAUACUGUGUAUGCAUUUUCUGUAUUUUCAAGCUUUAAUUAUUAAAAAGUGAAAACAUGUGGUACAACAUCUCUGUUGACACAUCUGGCUGAAAAAGAGCGCUGUGGGGUGGGUGUCAGUAGUGACAUGGUUCACACAGAGGGAGACGGAAAACUGGGACAAAGGUGAGGCAGAUGACCUGUUAUCUCAUUAGUCAGAUUUGACAUGUUGGUUUAUUUACUUGUUGAAGCCAGUUUCCAGUUAGUGUCCGUGGCACUCGCCCACCUUCUGUUUUGUCAUUGUCAACCUCACAAAAAUUGAAAGGUGUUCUUAAGCUUGCUGCCAUUUCACCUAGCAUUUAGGUCUGACCUGUUCAAGAUGACAUUUUCUGAGGUCGGCUACACUUUAUUUGAAGGAGCGGCCGGAGAUUGAAUUCUGGGAUUAAAUGAUCCUCUCCAUCCAACACUCUGGUCACCAUCUGUAUGGAUUCAUAGAAGAAAAAAUAUGUAGUUUACAUUAAUACACACACACACGGACAUUUUAUAACAGAAAUCCUUCUUUUGAGAUUAUUUUACAACAUUCAUGAGAUUACUUGAAGCUCUUGGCAGAAUGUCAUCAUCUGACUAAAUCUUCAGUCAGCUGACAACUAUCUGGAAUUACUCCAGCUUGUUCACCUGACACUGAACACAUUACAUGAAAGAUGAAGGCAUAACUUUCUGUGUGCGUGUCUGCAGACUGGAUACAGCAUGAGGGGAAUGCCAACUUUGUGGCAAUCCAUCAAAAAGGUUUUGAAAUCCAUUCUAAACUAAGCUUAAACUAAAAUUUGUCAACCGGUUGUGACAACCUGAAUGUUUUUUUUAACAAAGACUGUGUGAAAUUGCACACUUUUAAUCACAUAUUUGAAUGAUUAUAGGAUCUUUCCUGUUGCUAUGGCAGCUGUCUUUUUCAGUCUGACUUUAAGUGUGGCUUUUCAGAGCAGCAAUAAAUACUUUGCCUUCAAACAUGGUCAGAUGGCACAGUAUCUGGCCUAGCUGUGCUCCUUGUAUAUGCUAGCUUUCAGCCACUUACUGCUUUUCAUUUUUACAGGCAGCAAUAAAUCAAAGAACAGACUCCUGAUCAGACUCCUCCAACAUCUGAUUGUGAUGUGUAUUGUUUUCUCAUAAUUCUUAUGAAUCUGUGGGUGUGAUUUUAUAUAUAUAUAUGUAUAUGUUUUUUGUUUGUUUGUUUAUUUGUUUGUUAACCAUCGUGGUUUCAUGGGAGUCCUUGGGGCUGGCCAGAAUGUUAUACAUGCUUAUGAAAAGGAAGCAGGGAAGGUUCUGAGUCGAGGACAUUUAGCUGUGGGAUUCAUCUCCUUUGCCUCACUCUUUCUCGGCUGAUUAGAAUCUUUCACUGUUGAGUAGCCAGGCAAGCUAAUCACACCACUUUAAUUUUAAGGCUGAACUGGGUCCCUUUGCUUGAGAGCCAGGGUAAUAAUAUUAUCAUAUCAAAUGAAAAAUAUUUACAUAUUUCCACAAAUAACCCACUGUUCGACUUGACAGGAAAUUAUUAAUAAUUAAAGUCCUAUAACCUUGAAAUCUCCUGCA